ACGCGUUACAACUUCAGGCGAUGGUUAAUUCGCGAUUGACGUGAACGGUUGUUAAAUUUGCGCCGUCAUACAUCCGUAAAAUCAUCCAUUCGACAAUACAAACAGUAGCAGCUGCAUUUAUAGUACAAAAGCACAACAGAAUUGAAUUAUAACAAAUAAAAAACUCUUUGCUACUCAACUUGAAGAAAUUCAAUCUAUGUGAUAACUCAUACCAUUAAAUAAUCUCACUGUUGACCCAGUUUGUUGCUUUGUCUAAAAUCGAUUCCUAUAUUUGGCCCGAAACAACUAAUUCGUUUUCAUAGCAAGUGACAUUAAAAGUGUUCAGAAUUUAAAACAUCUGCAAAUUCGGGACUUGGAACUUCGCAUACAAAUACCAUUUUAAUUAAAUCCGCAACUUCAGUUGGUUGUUUAGAUUUCACUAAUUGUGCGUUUUCGUCAUCAAAUUUGGUUUAGAAUUAACGAAGACAUAAUAUUCAAAUCAUCUACAGCCAUGCAGAAAGCGAAAGAAUAUGACUGGAAGGAUUCCAACAUGGCCCUGUUUGGGUCAGACGUCGAAAAGAACGUGAAGAAGGCGUCGGCCGAGACCGAAAAGGCGUGGGAAAAUGCUGGAGCUAAAGUGGGUCUCCAAGUAUGGCGAAUUAAUAACUUCCAGGUCGAGCAUUGGCCCAAAGAAGGCUACGGCAAAUUCUUCGAUGGUGAUUCGUACAUCAUUCUAAACACGUACAAGAAACCAAACGAGGACGCUUUGUAUUACGAUCUGCACUUCUGGAUCGGAAAGUACAGUACCCAGGACGAGUACGGAACAGCCGCGUACAAAACGGUGGAGUUGGAUACGCUUCUGGACGACAAACCAGUACAGCAUCGCGAGGUCAUGGAGCACGAAUCCCCGUUGUUCAAAUCGUACUUCCCUAUCAUGACUUACGUCAAAGGAGGAGCCAAGAGCGGGUUCCGACAUGUUGAGACUAAAGUGACCGAUCCCAAACUGUUCCAUUUCCACGGAGACAAAAAAGGAGUGGAGGUUAAAGAAAUUGGCAUAAACAAGCAGAAUUUGGAUCCCAGCGAUGUCUACAUUCUCAUUGGGACUGACUGCAUCUACCAAUGGAAUGGCAAAACCUGUAACAAGGACGAGAAAUUCAAGGCCACUCAGCAUUGCCACGAGUUGAAAACUGGUAAGAUGAAGAGUGAGACUUUAGACGAUGGGGAUGUCGAACCGGACCACCCAUUCUACAAAUACUUCUCAGAUGAUCAACCCGUGGAGGGCACAACAAAUUGGGUCAAGUCAGAGACCUGUACUCUGCAUCGUCUGUCAGAUGCCUCGGGGAACUUGACUUUCGAGAAAGUGGCGGAGGGCAAGGUCGAUCAAUCCAUGUUCGACACCAACGAUGUCUUCAUAUUUGACAAACCAGACGUUUGCUACGUCUGGAUUGGAAAAGGAGCUUCACCACAAGAGAAGAAAAAAUGGCCUGAGUUUUCGCUCAACUACCUGUCGAAGAGUGGGGAUCCCUGCAAGCCAGUAACAGCCGUCAAAGAAGGAUUUGAAGAGAACAAUUUUUACAACUGAUUCAGGACACCAAUGGAACUACAACAAACCAUGUUUAUUUUCCCCAAUUUUAUUUCAUAACUGAAACGGAUGCUAAUUCAAAUCAAAUAUCUUA
This is a messenger RNA of Symsagittifera roscoffensis, 1655 nucleotides long. RefSeq names its product gelsolin-like protein 1. The record is from RefSeq and is a predicted model, not a curated record. Gene Ontology annotation, cellular component: actin cytoskeleton; cytoplasm. Gene Ontology annotation, molecular function: actin filament binding; phosphatidylinositol-4,5-bisphosphate binding. The transcript has a single exon. The coding region runs from base 491 to 1561 and encodes 356 amino acids. Gene Ontology annotation, biological process: actin polymerization or depolymerization; actin filament severing; barbed-end actin filament capping. NCBI's taxonomy places the organism in Eukaryota, Metazoa, Xenacoelomorpha, Acoela, Convolutidae.